Messenger RNA from Paraphaeosphaeria sporulosa, 1399 nucleotides. RefSeq lists its product as uncharacterized. Lineage: Eukaryota; Fungi; Ascomycota; Dothideomycetes; Pleosporales; Didymosphaeriaceae. The record is from RefSeq and is a predicted model, not a curated record. The transcript is spliced from 2 exons. The coding region runs from base 35 to 1195 and encodes 386 amino acids.
CGUGCAUCCGCAAUUGCAAUCUCCAGCCGCCAACAUGAGUGGCCUCAGAAAUAUUGCAAAAGGUGGAUGGCACCCGGGAGGGAAGGGAGAAGGAGGCAAGGAGAGCUGGAGGGGCGACUUCAAAGGCGUCAAUACGGUGGCAGGAUGGAAAAACAAGGCCAUGGGUAAGAGCAGCGAUCCUGCUGAAGAUGCCCAUGCGCACGUUUCCGCACCGCUAUCAACACUGAAAGACCCGUCGUUGUUCCCUCCACCACCAAAGCACCGCGCCUACCAUGGAGACGCAGCUGGUCCGGCUAGGCCGCGAGCGACCAGAACGGAGGAAGAGGCACGGCAGAGACAAGAAGAGGAAGCAAAUAGGCCACGGCCAGGACCAUACACUGCAGAUACCACUGGACUCAGUACUGCUCAUCUGCCCAAACCGCCAGCGUUCAGGCCUGGUCAAACGCCGCCUCCAGCCGUUGCGCACUCCACGAAGCCCAGACCAAAGCCUGGUCUACCGCCUCGACUGCCACCUCGACAGAACUCCAACCCGAACGAGUAUGCGCCCGCGCCACCCCCUACAUACAAUGAGUCUUUACAAGACAACACCGGUGCAGGAGGGUACUUGAAUCAGGGCGCAAUGAGCAGGUUAGGUCAAGCAGGCGUAGCUGUACCCGGCUUCGAGAUCGGACGCAACGCAUCUCCGCCUGUGCCUCCACGUCAGACAUCGUCACCAACACCUCUAUCGCCCCCGCCUCCACCAGCUCGGAAGAGCUCGCAGCUCAGUGAGCUGCAAGCUCGCUUUGCAGGCACGAAUCCAUCUUCGUCCUCUUCGCCUGGCGCACCUCCGGCAUCUGGAACUACGUGGGCCGAGAAGCAAGCCGCCCUCAAGACGGCGAACAAUCUCCACAAAGACCCAUCUCAAGUGUCCUUCUCCGACGCGCGGACCGCCGCCUCCACCGCAAACAACUUCCGCGAACGACACGGAGACCAAGUCGCAGCGGCCCGGACCAAAGCAAGCGCCUUCAACCAGAAGUACAACAUCUCAGGGAGGAUGAGCAGCCUGGCUUCGGGGUCAAAGGCGAGCCCGCCGCCGUCGCCUAGCACGGGUGGUCCGGGGAAGAAACUUGCGCCUCCGCCGCCGCCGAAGAAGAAAGAGUUCGGUGGGACCGCGGAGCCGCCGCCGAUUCCGUUGGGUACGAAGCCGAAGUUUUGAGGGGGUUUUUGUUUGGGAAGGGGAGUUUGGCAUUGUUAGACUGUUUGAAUUGUAUACCCGUUCUUUUUCGUGUAGAUGUGGUUUGGUGGAACCUUGACUCUCGUGUGAGAAUGGAGGCCUGCCAGCAUGUGACAGUUGCUUGUCGUGUGGAUAUUGAGAUCAAACAGCAUGUAGCAUCAGGUCAAGACUUGUGCAGCUCGGUAC